UAGAUGUAACAAAUAAUCAAAAUUCAGCCCAAUCCCAUCCCAUCGUGACCUAAACCCCUUUCGAAACUUCCCGCAAUGGCCAAACGCGACAUCCUCCCCGUCUUUCCCUCCCGGGCCAAUUCGGUGAUCAUGAAGCAGCGGGUUCUGGCGGCCAGGAGGGGCGUGGGUCUCCUCAAGCGGAAGCGGGACGCCAUCGACAUGAAGAUGCGGGAGCUGCGGCGCAUCCGCUUUGACCAGGAUGUCGUAGGAGACGAGAUGAUGAGACAGGCCAUUUUCUCGAUGGCUAAGGCCAAUCUCCUGGGAGCCGACUUCAAGCCGCAGAUGGUGAGCCACAGCCCAGUGGCCACCGCAUAUCUCCGCCGAACGGAAAUCAAAAUUGUGGGCGUGAAGCUCAACUGUUUGGAGCUGGAGAAGUCGGGCAUUGGAGCCUUUCCGCUGGCUGGGCUCAGUUGUGGUGGCAUGCAGGUUCAGCGGAUCAGGGAUUGCUAUACGAAGGCACUUGAUGCCUUGGUAUCGUACGCCUCCCUCGAAUAUCAAGUUCGUAUGUUGGAGGCAGCCUCGCUGCAGACCAACAUGAGGGUCAACGCCUUGGAGCAUGUGGUUAUCCCCAUCCUGCAAAAUACCUACAACUAUAUAUGCGGGGAGCUGGAGGAGUUUGAGCGAGAGGACUUCUACCGCCUGAAACGCUCCCAGGCUAAGCAGCUGGAGGCCAAAAUGGCCUUCACUGAGCUGAUCAAGACCAAGAAUAUGACCGACGAGGAACUGGAGUCCUAUGUAAAAAAGAACAUAGGACAGGCGCGUCCUGUGGCAGACACCCUAUUCGAUGACGACGCUUUCGACGAGCGGGAGGUCAAGAGACGGGUUCGGGAGGCCCGGUUGUCCCUGAAACAGCGCCGUGAGUUGGCCAAGAAGGAGGCCUCCGAGCGUGGAGAGCCUCCCCCGACGACCACAUACAUCACCACUCGCAGCGCCAUGAGUGUUUCGGGACGUCUGCGGGAUCCGCGCGCCAGCAGCGGGGAUCUGUACAGUACCAAGCGUAUGAUCCUCUCUGAUACGAAGUCCAUAGGUUCUGAAAGGAAGUCCAUAAGUUCUGAAAGAAGGCCCAGCCAGGCAGUCAGUGGGACUUCAGCAAAGGAAUAUCCAGCAAAGACAUCUGCAAGACCAAGCAUGGAACCAGCUGAAGAGAAGAAGGAAUAAAGUCCGUUAACUACGGAUCCGAUGUGCGGUAUGGGAAGCUCAAAAAAAAUAAUUUUUUUCUUAUUUCUCUCUUAGAUUAAAGUUAGACUUAGACUCAUUUGCUGCCAACUGAAUUCAGUU
Molecule: messenger RNA, 1317 nt
Organism: Drosophila subpulchrella
Lineage: Eukaryota; Metazoa; Arthropoda; Insecta; Diptera; Drosophilidae
Gene: Vha36-2
Product: probable V-type proton ATPase subunit D 2
Exons: 3
Coding region: 76-1197 (373 amino acids)
Cellular component (GO): proton-transporting V-type ATPase complex
Molecular function (GO): proton-transporting ATPase activity, rotational mechanism
Source: RefSeq, a predicted model, not a curated record